AAGCAGCAACGCCAUGCACUACUAGUAUAUAACAUUUCUCUUUGAUGCAAAUGCUAUACACUCAUAGAUGGCGCUUCCAAAUCAAAACGAUGCCGUUUAUACAUCAACAUCAGAUGAAGCCCUAGCAUCACCACCUCCUACUACACUUCCUUUCGAUCUCGUUGUUGAAAUCUUGUGUAGACUACCGGUAAAGUUUCUUCUUCAAUUCCGAUCUGUCUGUAAGUUAUGGAAUUCUCUUAUUUCUGAUCCCAAAUUUGCUCAGAAACACCUUUCCUUAUCAACCACUCACAGAAUCAACUCUGUCUAUUACUCCAUUACUCUACGCAAGUACAUUUUUGAGUCUUACUCACUUAACUCCAUUUUCUCUACCAUAUACACCAAUGUCACGCAGCUCGAGUAUCCUCCCAAUGGUUUUGAUGUAAAUUAUCAUCCAAACUGUGCAUAUUCCAUUGUUGGCUCUUGCAAUGGCAUCCUUUGCCUUGCUCUCUUUGAUCAGAUUUGUAUUGUGCUAGUGUGGAACCCUUCCAUUAGAAAAUUUAAAGAAUUGCCGAAUCUUGUAAAACCUAAAGUUCGGUGUUUUACAUCAUACGGCUUUGGCUAUGAUCUUGUAAACGAUGUUUACAAGGCCGUGGUUGUUUUUCGGUAUUCUGGUGUCAAAACUGAAGUGAAGGUUCAUACUCUUGGUACUAAUUUCUGGAAAAGUGUUGAAAGAUUUCCUUUUGGUUGUGUCCCGUGUUCGCGAUCAGGGACAUUCGUUAGUGGUACAAUUAAUUGGUUGGCUUUUAAAGAUGAGACAGAUGAAUCUUUUAUUGUUUCUUUCGAUUUGGGAACCGAGUCUUACCAAGAAAUUUUACAGCCCAAUUAUGGAGACAACUUAGAUUGUUCAUCCUUAGGUGUGUUGAGAGAUUGCUUGUGUCUAAUUUCUUAUCACGAUGUUUGGAUUAUGAAGGAAUUCGGAAACAAAGAUUCUUGGACUAAAUUGUUCGUUAAUACUGAUCCUGGUAGAUGUUAUUAUAGCUUGAGCGAAGUGAUACAUACGUUUUCAGAUCAUCAAUUCUUGCUUGAAGCUUCUCAUAGUCGGGCCAAAAAGUUGAUUCUUCAUGAUCCGAAAACUGGGAAUAUUAAGUUUAUUAAUUUUAAAAACAAGUAUAAUCGUAUUGCAAGGCCGGUAGUUUGUGUUGAGAGUUUAAUAUCACCUUAGUUUUAAUACUAUGUCACUUGAGCAUGAGAUUCAAUUGCAAUGUAAUGUUAAUUUUUGUUUAUGUUAUUAGUAUUAUUCUUAUUUUCCUAUUAUUUGUUGCUUAUUGAUACUAGGGGUGAUCGUAUCCGAACCAAUCCAAAAGCAAAACCGCAAAUCGAACCAAUCUAAACCGAAACCGCAAAAAACCGCGUUUGGUUUGGAUGAUUUUGGAUGGUUUUUGGACUGAACCGCACGGUUUGGUUUGGUUUGCGGUUUUUAUUUCUCGAAACCGAACGGAACCGAACCA
Molecule: messenger RNA, 1487 nt
Organism: Vicia villosa (hairy vetch)
Lineage: Eukaryota; Viridiplantae; Streptophyta; Magnoliopsida; Fabales; Fabaceae
Product: F-box/kelch-repeat protein At3g23880-like
Exons: 1
Coding region: 68-1201 (377 amino acids)
Molecular function (GO): protein binding
Source: RefSeq, a predicted model, not a curated record